Messenger RNA from Trypanosoma cruzi, 6033 nucleotides. RefSeq lists its product as uncharacterized. The record is from RefSeq and is a predicted model, not a curated record. Lineage: Eukaryota; Euglenozoa; Kinetoplastea; Trypanosomatida; Trypanosomatidae. Gene Ontology annotation, biological process: spindle organization; mitotic cell cycle; establishment of meiotic spindle localization. The coding region runs from base 1 to 6033 and encodes 2010 amino acids. Gene Ontology annotation, molecular function: protein binding. Gene Ontology annotation, cellular component: spindle pole. The transcript has a single exon.
AUGAGCGUGUCGACAGUGCGGCGGGGCUUUUCAUUUGACCCUGCGGCAGCGCUCACUGGCAAAGAGACAUAUCAGGAUGCGGUGCGUAUGGAGAUUCAGGCCGCGACACUCGAGGCAGCUGGGAAGAACAUGGAAUGUCUUCAACUGCUGGAGAAGGCACUGCAAGUUCGAUGCCAGGAGCGCCCAAUGAGCGCCACGAUGCCCAUGUAUAUUGACGAGGUCUGCGAUGCAGCGGAGCGUCUCAUAACAAAGACGAAUGCGUACGGCGUAAAGUGCUUUAAGGAAGACGAUUACGAGACGGCCUCCGUAUUGUUUGACUAUGGAAUGCAAAUGACGGAGGCUGACUCCUUCCCGCUGCGGGAAUCCGAUGAUCGGCGACGAUAUCUUCGGGGGGUGACGCUAAAUAACUACGGUUGUAUGGAGCGACGUCGUGGACACUUUUCAGAGGCUCUUUCAUUCAUGCAGCGUUCGAUGAAGUGCACGGGAGAGCAGUCGCCUGUGGCAUUUCUCAACAUAAGUGCCGUCCAGACGCAGUUGCGACUGUGCGAGGAAGCCGUGGAGAGUGCAAUGCGGGCGAUGCAGAAUCUUGGAUCCGCCCCCGAGGAAUCCACUCUGCUCGCCGCGGCGCACCACAACCUUGCCGUGGCUCUUGAACCACUUGACGCCACGCGUGCGCUCGAGGAAUAUCAAUCCGCGUUGAGCCUGGCGCAGCAGACGAUGGGGCUCACAAACGAGACGACAUUGGCGAUCGAACAAAACAUGAUGCGCUUCCUCCAGGCACACAAAAUGGUCGAGGCCGAAAGCUGCCGAGUUUCUACUGCAGGGCACAUUUUUAGAGGUUCCAUCUGCGGUGGAAGGUUGUCAGUGCACCAGGCGCGUCAGAAAUCCCCGUUGAGUCAAUCCAAGCACCCCGAGUUGGAGCCCAAAGACAUCUUUCCCCACCCCUUUGUGCUCAGCGCGGCAGAUCCCGUGGUACAACGAAAAGUUAAUGCGACACCCAUGUACCAUCCUCCACGGGUUCAACGGAGGUCCCCGGCGUUGUUGGCAUCGACAAAAAGACUCCCCUUAAAAAAGGAUGAGCCGGACCACACGUAUUCGCAGGUUCGAAAAGAUCAAAGUUUUGUUUCCCGAUCGACGCCGCCACGACGACAAGAAACCCAGCGAAGGCAGACUCCGCCGAAACCAUCCAGACUACCGCCUGUGGCAUCCUCUUUUCAGGGACCUGCGCGCAACUCCAAUUUCACGGCGCCAGCAGGGGAGAAUCGACAUGGUCAGGAGGGCGGUCGAGUUACGCCGAGGCAAAGCGCGGUGACACCACCGAUGAGAAAGUCAUCCACGAUUCCACUGCCCGGGAUUUCUUCGAACACCAAAGGUUUUGGCAACUCUGCAACCGGCAAGGGCGUGCCAGUUGUAAAAGGCUCUCACAAAGUUUCUGCACCUUUAUCCAAAACGCCUGCAAGGCCGACUGCGGCUAACCCGACGACUCCCCAGUUCAACAGACACUCCGAAAAUGCAGACAAUGUACGCAGCCCGUUGAAAAGACACCCUGCAAAUGCAGAUAAUGUACACAGCCCGUUGAAAAGACACUCCGAAAAUGCAGAUAAUGUACGCAGCCCGUUGAAAAGACACUCCGAAAAUGCAGAUAAUGUACGCAGCCCGUUGAAAAGACACCCUGCAAAUGCAGAUAAUGUACGCAGCCCGUUGAAAAGACACUCCGAAAAUGCAGAUAAUGUACGCAGCCCAUUGAAAAAACACUCCGCAAAUGCGGAUAAUGUACGCACUGGAUUCUCCAGCAGCAAGAUUUCCCCGAAGUACUCAAAGAAGGAUUCCAUCAUAACCAGCCCGGUGGACCGUGCAAAGCCAUUGGCCAGCUACGUUCCGUCUGCGGCACAAUCGAAAACACCCCGUUCUGUACCAACUCAGGCGAAGUCAGCCGUCCACGCGGAUGACCGAUCAAGGAAUCUGGGUACUGGAGUUGGUCACGCGAAGUCGGCUGCUGAGUCACCCGCAAGAGCAUCGGUUGCCUCCCGUGGCUUACCGCGCAGGGCGGAGUUGGACAGGGAGGGCAGGCCAAGCACGUACAGGGCUUCUCUAGAACGUUCCCCCACCGCCGCAGAAUCCGUACCUCGGGAGGGAAGAGCAUCUCGAGUGCGGUCGCUGGGGAAUAAUCUUAUUUCUUAUAUGGCGGAUCGCCUGGACAUGCUAUUGGUGGAUGAGGAGGAACUGGAGCGAAAACAGGCGAGUGCAUCGAUUAUUCAGCGCGCGUAUCGUGUUUACAGGGCUCGUAAGCUUUUGAAGGACAUGCGGGAGAAUCGCGGAAGCAAUAAUGUGCUGCGUGAAAUUAGAAGGGCGAUGGCGACUCGCAAAAUUCAGAGAUGGUUCCGAAGACGGUUACACGCAAGAUGGGGGACUCGCCGGCGUGUCGCAAAGCGGGAAGUUCUUGCCAGUGAACAACAUAAGGCGGCUAUACGCAUCCAGAGUAAGGCUCGAGGCUGGCUUGCACGACGCAAGUUUAGACGAAUAAAGAAUUAUGAAAAGAACUCCGGUCAUGCUGCACUUAAGGUACAGUCGUGGUGGCGGCAAAUUCUCGCAAAGAGGAGGUUGGCGACGCUGAAGAGACGGUACGCAAGCGCAAAAGCCAUUGCCGUUGAAAAGGAACGCCGUGAGCUCGCUGUCACAGUAAUACAGAGUCACUGGAGGAGACGAAGGGCAGAGCAGGAAACAAGAGUGGAGAGAAUGAAGGCCAGAGAGCUUCGACGUAGAAUUAAUGAGGCUCGCCGGCGAAACGCAGCUGAGAAAAUCAAAACUUGGUGGCGCCUGCUUGUUGCCCGCGCGGAGCUUCAGCGUCUGAGGGAGGCACAAGCGGCCCGCGAGGCGCGUCUUCGAGAGCACCAACGGAAGAUUGACGCGGCGACAAAGCUCCAGGCAUUUGGACGGAUGCUCAUCAUAAAGAGGGAGGCGGAGCCACUGCUGACAACGGCCCGCUUGAAUGCGGCCCGCGCCAUUUGUACAAGAGGUGCGGAAUCUCAGGCGGCGUCGAAGAUUCAACGCGCCUUCCGGGGCUACCACGCCAAGCGGCAGCUCAAGAAACUUCGCAGAGAACGCCGAAGAAGGCUUGAAGAGGCGCGGUGGGGUGCCCUUGUGACGGUUGUACAGCGGGUUGGUCGCGGCUUUCACAUCCGACAGAAACUUGGCCGCACUCUGCGAGAGAUGAAGUUGGCGGCGAUUGAGUUCUGUCAGAGAGAGCGGGCACUUGAACUGGCGGAUCGCGCGCGGGAGUCGACUUUUUCUGAGCCUGAACCAGCGAUGAUUUUUACGGUUCGGGAAGAGUGCAACGCUCCAGCGCUUUGUCAGCCCCUUGCCAAUGUUUUGGAAGGGACGGAGACGCUUCUUCCCGUCUCCGAUUCGCUUUCUAAAGAUGUAAAUAACAUGGAAGAAAUCCCAAAGGAAUUGGGCGCUGCAGUGCCUGAUACAAAGAAAAUUAUUAGAAUGGAGGAGACUCCAAGGGAAGAACACAGUACAGAUCUAACUGAGGCAGUGCAGACACACCGACAGAAAUGGGAGAUAUGUCAAGACGGAGGAGUGCAGAAUGAAUGCCCGGAGAUGACAGCUGAUGAAGGAAAACCUUUUGGUCCGCAGAAAGCGGACGUUCUGCUGAUGAAAGUUGAGGGAGGAAAUGAGACGCGGUCAAAGGUUUCGAAUGUGUUACAGUAUCAAUCUGGAGAAGAAGGAGUCUUUCCGACCGUCCCCUCAGCUGUCUCUGAGGAAAUGAAACACGAAGAAAAGGCAGAAGAGGAGCCAUUGCAAGAACAGGGGAAGACGGAGCACUCAGAAACUGAAUUUAUUCGCGAGGAGGGGGAGCGGCUAAAGAGACUUUCGGCUGCCAUCUGCUCAUGGGAGGAAGAAAAGCUACGGGAAUUGGCAAAGGCAGAAGAGGAGCCAUUGCAGGAACAGGGGAAGACGGAGCACUCAGAAACUGAAUUCAUUCGCGAGGAGGGGGAGCGGCUAAAGAGACUUUCGGCUGCAAUCUGCUCAUGGGAGGAAGAAAAGCUACGGGAAUUGGCAAAGGCAGAAGAGGAGCCAUUGCAAGAACAGGGGAAGACGGAGCACUCAGAAACUGAAUUCAUUCGCGAGGAGGGGGAGCGGCUAAAGAGACUUUCGGCUGCCAUCUGCUCAUGGGAGGAAGAAAAGCUACGGGAAUUGGCAAAGGCAGAAGAGGAGCCAUUGCAGGAACAGGGGAAGACGGAGCACUCAGAAACUGAAUUCAUUCGCGAGGAGGGGGAGCGGUUAAAGAGACUUUCGGCUGCAAUCUGCUCAUGGGAGGAAGAAAAGCUACGGGAAUUGGCAGCACUUGAGCAGAGGCUGGCGGAACGGGAGUUGCGCAUAGGCACUCAAAAGCUCGGGGACUCCGACGCCGCCGUGGACGUAUCCGGGACAGGGUCAUGCGUAACACCAGAUGCUGCAGUGUGUCGUACGUCUACACCGGAAUCAUCAUCCACACCUGUGCAUAUGCCCUUGUCCACGUUGGCGCCGACAUCUUCACGGGAGGAGGGAGCUCGGAAGUUGGGCAGCUUAGAGGAGGCGUUGGCCAUUGAACGAGAGAAAAGACGGUGCGCUAUGGCGAAUGAGAAACGUCUUCGCGAGGCACGUGAUGCAAUUUGCAUAAAGGCGAAUGAAUACCGUCUUCGGAAAAUUGCCGCGGCUGAGAGCCCCGAAGAAUUGAAGUCACUCGUCCCUCACCCACCUCUUACUCGCCGCCGGAAGGAUUUGAGGACACCCACACCGACUUACCCCGUCCCUUCAUUAACGGAUCUGCAAAUACGGCGGGAGCAGCAAGCGUGGAAUGCGGAGAGGAAGAAGGAAAUGGCUGCCUUGAACAUCACUCGUGUGGCGCGCGGCUAUCUUUGUCGUCAGUACUUUAGGGCGUUGAAGGCAAUAAUGAUGGAAUACGUGGAGUACAGGUUGGAUAUAGAUAGAGAGGAACCUCCCGUGCUGGAUCACGAAUUGCUGGACCGUUUUACCAGGAGGUACCGAGGAGAGGUGGAGCAGGCGCGUCUUGAGCGGUGCAUUACCACCACACAGGCAUUUACGCGUGCUGCGGGAAGUGUGAUUAUGAUUGCCAACCGCAUGGGUGUUCUGAAAAACCCGCAAGCUAUUUCUUCAACGGCCCAUUAUCUUGAUAAUCAUUCCAUGACGUCAUUGAAGGGCUUCUUGCGUAUUGUUUUGGCGAAGAAAGAGAUUGCAGCUCGUAAGCAGGCUGUACAUGGUGCUUUGCAUCAAUUGAGGCAAGUCGAGGCCACUGCCACGCUGAAUGAUUUUGCAUGUGUGGUACAAGCCAAAACUGAUCGUAUGGCACGUGGUCGGGCAGUUCGUGAUUAUUUACAAGAAAUGGAGGAUAGGGAUGCCGUUCAGAUGAGGGCCGUCGACAAAAUUGUAAGCUUUUUGCUUUCAUUGGCGGCAACAAAGGAGCUUUCUCUCCGUAAAAAAGCAUUUAGGGAACGCGUUCAAACUGAGGAGGCCGCCAGAAAGGUGCUUUCGUUUAUGCAGAUAUGUCACGCCAAAAAACAAUUAUGGAGGCUACGGUUGAUGGCAGGGGAAAAACGCACGAUGGACACCAAUGCCGAGGAAUUCCUGGAGCAUGCGGCGAUGCAGGUGCAGCGUGCGUACCGCUCUUACAGGGCACGCCGACUGGCGGAGGAGCAGCGUAAUGCGAAAGAGAAGUACUGGAAUACCAUACAAGCACAGGAAGAGGAGAUUACGGCGGCCAUGACUGCCAUUGCUGCAGAUGCGGCUGAUCCGACGGAGCUGUGGGCUAGCCUUGGCUGCCCCGUCUCUGGGGAAGUGGCGUCGGAACCGGACUCGGAUGUGGAGGAGUUGGUGCGGUGUGUGGUUCUGGUUCAACAGUGGGCACGAGGCUGGAUUGCGCGGCGGCGUGUAAAUGAACUUUGUCAACGACAUGAACGGAUAUUCUCAAACUGUGGGAAGCAGGAGGAGGAUGAAACUUCUGGCAAUGAAAGUGAUCAUGAAGCGUAG